GUUCAAUUCAGUAAAAAAAACAAAUAAAGACCCAUAGCAAAAGCACAAACGUCAUAAUUUAAUCCUACCAAGCUCUCAAUGGUGUGCGACAAGUGUGAGAAGAAAUUAGCGAAGGUGAUUGUUCCAGAUAAAUGGAAAGCAGGUGCUAGUAACACCACUGAAAGCGGUGGUCGUAAGAUCAAUGAAAACAAACUUCUUUCCAAGAAAAACAGAUGGACUCCUUAUGGAAACACGAAAUGCACCAUCUGCAAGCAGCAAGUGCACCAGGAUGCCAAAUAUUGUCAUACUUGUGCAUAUAGCAAAGGUGUAUGUGCAAUGUGCGGAAAACAGGUGCUGGAUACCAAGUUUUACAAGCAAAGUAAUGUAUAAUGCUAAUUGGAUUUAUCCUGGAACGAUAGUUUCAAUCCCAGACCAUAUAUUUCCUGAUUCGGAUCUUUGUUCUGUCAUCUCUGUUAAUUUGAGCUUUGAUGGAGAAAACUGUAUGUGUAUAUGUACUAUUAACUAGGUUUGUGUUAUGUGAACGUUGGUUGAGGAUAACAUUCCAGAUCUGAAAAUAUUAGUUUUUGAAAUUGGAAUAAUAUGACUCAAGAGAUCUCACUGACAUAUUCACUUCUCAGUUUAAUCAAUUGUAGUAC
Messenger RNA from Amaranthus tricolor (Joseph's coat), 635 nucleotides. RefSeq lists its product as uncharacterized. Gene Ontology annotation, biological process: cytoplasmic microtubule organization. Lineage: Eukaryota; Viridiplantae; Streptophyta; Magnoliopsida; Caryophyllales; Amaranthaceae. Gene Ontology annotation, molecular function: microtubule binding. The coding region runs from base 79 to 369 and encodes 96 amino acids. The record is from RefSeq and is a predicted model, not a curated record. The transcript has 4 exons.